AUGCCUAAGAAAAGACACCAAACCAAAUACUCGAAGCCGCCAUCUGUCGCUCCACCGUCCCUCAGCUCCUCGUCUUCGUCGCAGGCGAACUCAGGACGUCAUGCCCGUUCGGUGAAUGAGCUCCUCGCUGAUAUGCGACGGAGUCGUUUGAACCCCCAUGCCGUUCAAGCCAGUUCACAGUUAGCCCCGAGCGUGCCGCCGUCCAUUCGCGAGAUCCUCCAAAUUCCCGAAACCCCCGCGCCGCCCCCGAGGCGGCCACAACGUCAGCGACGAGACGUUAACGGUCGAAGGAUACCACCUGGCCCACCACCUCCGCGAUCAUGGCUUUCGCUGCAUCAGCCGGUCCAUGCGCCUGCGACCUCGGAAGACUCUACCGUUGGAAGGAUGCAGCGUUGGCCUUUACCGGGCAUGUAUCAUCCUGAUGAUGGAAGCCUCGUCGAUAUUCUGUUGCGGCGCAUUGCGGCGGAUUGGCCUGCGCAGCGGGAGUGGAAUCGCUUCUAUCUCUACACGCUGCCUAGCAGGAUGAAGACGGCAUUGCUGUAUAAUGUGUCUAUACUGUACCGACCUGGGCUGUCUGUGGAGGACCUGAAACUAGUCCUCAUGGGACCCCCGCAGUCGGAGCUUGCCCAGUACGGCAUCGCGAUGCCAGAUGCCGGCAUAUUGAACGAGGAUAUGUUCUAUCUGGAUUUGACAGGUUUAGUGGGCCAAGGAGUGUCGCUGAAGGCUAUCGGCGACCUGCUCUUCCCAGCCACAGAUGUGUCUGACAGGGACCUUCAAGAGUCCUGGGAUGCCCCUGAACCCUCAAUAGGCCCAUCACAACUUGUGCCCAACCUUACACAUCUAUCCCUUGCCGUCUCACCUGGUGCAACUCAUCCCCCAUACUGGAGGCACCUUCUAUCUAUAUCGACCAAGAUGGGCUCGUUGACCCAUUUGAAUAUUUCAGGUUGGCCAGCGCCAUCCCUAACACCAAAUGCAAUGCUUGCUAAAGUGGUCUCCUCAACCACGGGAAGAACCUCAAACUAUGGCGGAACAAACCCAUAUAGUCAUAUUCUCGACGACGAUUGGUCCGAGGCAGUGCUAGUCCUCAGACGACUAAGCAAAGCCCUGUAUCGUCUCGAGUACUUGGACCUCACCGGGUGCGGUGACUGGCUCCCGGCACUGCGCAAGGAAGCCGAAAGUGAGGAUACGCAGAUCUCCGUGGAUUGGGCGUCGGAUUGGGGCAAAAUCACCACGUUAAAGCUGUGCUCCGGCUAUGUGGCAGAUGUGGAUUCAACGGCUCAGUUGACUAGGUUAUGGCAGUGGAAACAUCAGGCCGUUGCGGUCGAGAAGCAUAUCAUUGCUCAGCGAGCUGGCCGGGGCCGGUUUAUAAAUGUCGAAAUGGAUAUUCUGGUUGAUGAACCGAGAGUGGCUAAUGCUGGCUAG
Pseudomassariella vexata is the source of this 1422-nucleotide messenger RNA. RefSeq lists its product as uncharacterized. The record is from RefSeq and is a predicted model, not a curated record. Lineage: Eukaryota; Fungi; Ascomycota; Sordariomycetes; Amphisphaeriales; Pseudomassariaceae. The transcript has 2 exons. The coding region runs from base 1 to 1422 and encodes 473 amino acids.